AUGCUAAUUAUUGGUGAUCGAGUUGAAGUUGGUGGUGAUCGAGGGACGAUAAGCUAUAUUGGUACUAUUGAGGGAUAUGAUGGAGAAUGGAUUGGUAUUGACUGGGACAAUCCUGAACGAGGGAAGCAUGAUGGUUCUGUGAAAGGAAGACGAUAUUUUCAAGCAAAUUCUGCGAAGAGUGGUUCAUUUAUUCGAUCCAACGCAAUUAACGAAGGGAAAAAUGUGUUAGAAGAAAUGACCAACAAAUAUAUCAAUUACAAGCAAUACGAUACAGUUAAAUUUGGAUCGAAGAAUGUGGAUCUUGUGAACAUGGCGAAAAUAUACGGAAGGCAGAGCAAUCUAUGGGAAUUACGAGUUGUAGCAUUAGAUAACAUGAAAGUCUCAAAAGCUCCACCUACCAGUUGCACACCUUUCAUGUAUUGCACUGAACUUAAUCUCUAUAACAAUUUAUUAUCACGGUGGUGCAAUUUGUUGGAUAUUCUGCGCUUCUUUCCCUCAUUGCGCUCUCUUAUUGCAAGCCACAACUAUAUGGAGAAAGAAAUGAAAUCAGUCGUUGAUGAACAAAUAGUGUCAGCUCCAAUCAAUACUUUAGCCCUUGGAGAAUGUCGUAUUGAUGGAAGCACGGCCCAACGGAUUAUGCAUUUCUUCCCUCAUGUACGAGAAAUUCAUUUGGAUCGAAAUGACUUGAAAUACUUCGAUCCAGGAGAAUAUGGUAAUAGUUUAGAAAGCAUUGAUUUAGAGGGAAAUCCAAUCGGCAGUUUCGCUAGUCUUCAUGUUUUGUCGACUUUACCGAAUCUUCGAAAGCUUAGUUUGGUUAGUUGUGGUCUCCGUCAUAUCUACCUUCCAGAUGGCGUUGGAUUCAGUUCAUUGUCUUCACUCAACAUUAAAGGCAAUCCUAUAAAAGAUAAGCAGUGGAUUUUGGAAUUAGCCAAACUCCCAAAUUUGGAAAGAUUGUGUUAUUCUUGUUCUGGUGAUGAUAAUGCUGAUUCUGCAAUUGAUUUUCGUGAUAUCAUUAUUGCUAGCAUACCUCAGCUCAAAUUCUUGGGUAAUUCGGAAAUAAGUUCCAUUGAAAGGCUUUCUGCUGAAAUGCGUUUUAUCAAUAAAUUCGGUGCAUCUCCGGUGACAGAAGAGAAUCGUGCUAUUGUGGAAAGAUUAAUCAAAACACAUGGUGACCCAAAUGGUUUUCCGUUCGUGCCUAGUGGUGGAAUGGGUUUAUUGAAAUUAAGGUUAUCGUAUGAAGGAAAAGUCAUGGAACGUUCACUUCCUGGAACAGUUACUGUGCAAAAGUUAAUCGGUAUUAUAAGUCGACUUUUUCAUUUGGAUGCCAGAAAGAUUUCACUUCAAACUCGUGACUAUCGCGGUUUUAUAAUGAAUUUGGAUAAACCGUCACGAUCAUUGGAUUUUUAUUCAUUGUCUGAUGAGGAUAUUAUUUAUAUCAUGGUUGUGUGA
This is a messenger RNA of Cercopithifilaria johnstoni, 1449 nucleotides long. The record is from the annotation of a GenBank genome assembly. Lineage: Eukaryota; Metazoa; Nematoda; Chromadorea; Rhabditida; Onchocercidae.